GGGUCACAUGGGCCCACAGGUCUCUAUUAGGUGAGCUGUAUUUGAGUUUGCUGGAAACUGUCUGCGUCCUAGGCCCUCGAGAAUAAGACUCCAUCCUUCUCCUUGUGGACAUCUCAGGAACCGUGUAGUCAUGUCUGAUACAGAGGAAGUGGUGGAGGAGGAGAUGCAGGAAGAAGUUGAGGAGGAGGUCACAGAAGAAGUGCCCGCCCCUGAAGUGGAAGAACCAGAAGAUGAAGUAGAAGAAACAGAAGUAGAAACAGCUGAAGUAGAAGCUCCUGCUGAGGAGGAGGCUACAGAUGAGACGAAACCAAAGCCAAAGAUGUUCAUGCCAAAUAUUGCAGCUCCAAAGAUUCCUGAGGGAGAAAAAGUGGACUUUGAUGACAUCCACAGGAAGCGUCAGGAGAAGGAUUUGGCUGAACUGCAGUCGCUCAUCGAAGCUCAUUUCAUCCAGAGGAAGAAGGACGAGGAGGAGCUUAUUGCUCUGGUCAAUAGGAUUGAGAAGCGUCGUGCAGAGAGGGCAGAACAGCAGAGGAUCCGCACAGAGAAAGAAAAGGAAAGGCAAGCCCGUCUGGCGGAGGAGAAGGAGAGAAGAGAGCAAGAGGAACAGAGGAAGAAGCAGGAUGAGGAUGCCAAGAAGAAGAAAGCUCUUACCAACAUGACGCACCAGUAUGGUGGAAUCCAGCAGAAGAUGGAGGGUCGUAAAGGAGCAAAGAAACAGACUGAGAGGGAGAAAAAGAGGAAGAUCCUGGCUGAAAGGAGAAAGCCACUCAACAUCGACCAUCUGUCUGAGGACAAACUGAAGGAGAAGGCCAACGAGCUGUGGCAGUGGAUGAUGGAGCUGGAGGCUGAGAAGUUCGACCUCAGCGAGAAACUUAAGAAACAGAAAUAUGAUAUGACUCUUCUCCAGUCCAGAAUCAAUGAACAGCAAAAGUUUGCCAAAGGCCGUGGCAAGGGCAAGAUGGGCGGCAGGCUGAGGUAAACAUGCAGCAACCCGAGGUGUACCAGGAACUCAGAAGACUGAAUUUGUGUCAUUCAAAGAUGGACAGCAGUCACUCCAUACCACUGUACUGUUUAACUGUACAUGUAGCA
Messenger RNA from Colossoma macropomum (tambaqui), 1089 nucleotides. RefSeq names its product troponin T2e, cardiac (gene tnnt2e). The transcript is spliced from 17 exons. The record is from RefSeq and is a predicted model, not a curated record. Gene Ontology annotation, molecular function: troponin I binding; tropomyosin binding; troponin C binding. Bases 131 to 979 code for a protein of 282 amino acids. Gene Ontology annotation, biological process: cardiac muscle contraction; regulation of muscle contraction; sarcomere organization. Gene Ontology annotation, cellular component: troponin complex. Lineage: Eukaryota; Metazoa; Chordata; Actinopteri; Characiformes; Serrasalmidae.